Cornus florida is the source of this 3755-nucleotide messenger RNA. Its product is annotated as probable disease resistance protein At4g27220. The record is from RefSeq and is a predicted model, not a curated record. Bases 124 to 3054 code for a protein of 976 amino acids. Gene Ontology annotation, molecular function: protein binding; ADP binding. The transcript has 2 exons. Lineage: Eukaryota; Viridiplantae; Streptophyta; Magnoliopsida; Cornales; Cornaceae.
UUCAGCACUACACAACUUAAUUGCCAUCAAUUAUCUUCCCAGCUUCACCUCUCUGCUGUUUUUGCAUUCUCAUCAAAAUAUAUACUUCAAAUCUCAGCCAGUCCGGCUAUCAGUGCUACCGCUAUGAAUAUGUGGAGGAACAUUACGGAACAGAUAAGCAAUUUCAGCAGCCUUGAUGAUGAGAUGCAAACUCUCGGAAGCAAAAUUGAAUCUUUGAGCUGCCGAGCAGAUGAUGUAAUUGCAAUGCUGCAAGAUGCAGAGUUUCGAACGGGAAAGAAACGAAAGAGAGAGGUCGAGAAUUGGUUGGAUAAUGUGCAAAAGAAGAAAAAUGAAUUUCAAUGCUUACAACGAGUUGUACAAGGAUGCAGUGUUUUGAAAAAACUACCAUUGGGAAAACGUGUUGAGAAAAUGAUUGGUGAAGUGGUAGAACUGAUUGACCAAGGUCAGUUUCCAGAGGGGCUAUUACUUAAUGUGCAUGACACCAAAGCAGUGCCAUUGUUGACCACAAAAUUAAUAGGUCAGCAAUUUAAACAAAAUUUGGAAAAAGUUCAUAAUUAUUUGAUGAAAGAGGAUAUUAUGUACAUUGGAAUUUAUGGAAUGGGGGGAUCGGGGAAAACAACCUUGGCAACUCACAUCCAUAAUUUACUUUUAAAAAGCUCUGCAACCUCUUCUGUCAAUGUUUAUUGGCUUACUGUGUCUCAAGAUUGGAGCGUUGAUAAAUUGCAAUACGACAUUGCCAACUUGCUAAAGUUGGAUCUCACAAGAGAGAAUGAAAGAAAUAGAAGGGCAGCCAAACUCUCACAAGCAUUGAGGAGAAUGAAAAAAUUUGUACUAAUCUUGGAUGAUGUGUGGCAACAUUUUAGUCUCGAGGAGAUUGGAAUUCCUUGUAGAGUGAAUGGAUUGAAAUUGAUUUUUACUACUCGCUUGUUGAAUGUAUGUCGUAAGAUGGGAUGCCAGGAAAUAAUUCAAGUAGGACCUCUUUCUGAGGAUGAAGCAUGGAAUUUAUUCUUGGAGAAACUUGUGCCUGAAGGAGGUGAAAUUUCGUGGCAAAAGGAUCCAGAAAUAAAAGAGACUGCAAUGUCCAUGGCAAAAAGAUGUUGUAGCUUGCCACUUGCAAUUAUUACUGUGGCUAGAAGCAUGAUGGGGGUGAACGACAUUCAUGAGUGGAGGAAUGCAUUGCGAGAAUUGAAAGAAUCCAUCACCAAGCAGGGUGAUAUGGAAGAUGAUGUAUUCUUGAAAUUAAAAUUUAGCUACAAGCGAGUGAAGGAUGAAAAGCUGAGAGACUGUUUUUUGUAUUGUGCACUUUAUCCUGAAGACUAUAGAAUAAGAAGAGAUGAAUUGAUACCCAAAUUCAUUGCAGAGGGACUAAUAGAUAGAAUGAAGACGCGGCAAGCACAGUUUGACAAGGGUCAUAGUAUGUUGAAUGAACUUGAGAACGCGUGCUUAUUAGAAAGUUGUAAAGAGUACGAACACCCUUGCGUGAAGAUGCAUGAUUUGAUUAGAGAGAUGGCACUAAAGAUCGCAAGUCAUCGAUUGAUGGUAAGGGCUGGUAUGCAGUCUAAGAAAAUACCAAAAGAGGAGGAAUGGACGGAAGAUUUGAAGAGAAUUUCCUUGAUGGAAAAUUUCAUUGAAGUGAUUCCAAGAGGCAUGUCACCAAGGUGUCCUAGAUUAUCAACAUUGAUAUUGCAAUAUAAUUCGGGUUUAAAAAGGAUUCCUUGUAGUUUUUUUAAGCAAAUGAGUGCCCUUCGAGUUCUUGAUUUAUCUUAUACUGGAAUUGUUAAUUUGCCACAUAUUAUAUCGGACUUGAAGAAUCUCACUGCAUUGUUUCUUAGCUCGUGCAAAAAUCUCACACGUGUGCCACCUUUGGGGAAGCUUAAGGCAUUACAGCUGUUGGAUCUUAGUUAUACCAAGAUCGAAGAAAUUCCGCAAGGUAUGGAAAUGUUGGUCAAUCUCAAAUGCCUAUAUAUGGAUGGCAUAGGAAGUCUGGAGUUGUUUCCGUGUGAGAUAUUUGACAAACUCUCCGGUCUCCAAGUUGUUCGAACCGGUUCAAUACAGAUACGAGUAAAGGAAUUGGAGAGGUUGGGGCAGCUGGAAGAAUUUGAAGGGUGCCUGUGCACUAUGAUUGAUUUUAAUCGAUAUGUUCAAUCCAAUCACUAUAGGCAGUUGAACACGUGCCGUCUUCAUGUUGGCGAAUAUUCAUAUGGAGUGGUAUAUGAAUAUGAAAAAGAAGCAGUGUUUAAAAAUUGUCAACUCGAGAAUGGAGGAGAAGAUACGCUUUUGCUGCUUCCACACAACAUUAAGCGCCUGAUAAUUUCUGAUUGUGACAAUGUCAGUAGCUUAUGUGAUGUUUCUCGCUCAUUGAUUAGUGCAAGAGACUUGAAAGAAAGUAAAAUGGGCUAUCAUGGGAUAGAGUGCAUGUCGUCGUCGUCGUCGUCCUCCUCAUGGAACCAAGUUGAAGAAGAAAGGCAUUGCUCUCCACUUCAAAGCAUUGAGAAAUUGGAACUUUACAACUUGCCGGAAUUAAGUGGCCUCAUUAAGGGGUUAGGAGUAACUGCAACUCCACCUGGCACCCUUUCCAAUCUUCAAAUGCUGGAUAUCCGUUGUUGUAAUAAAAUGAAGAAGCUGUUGACGCCUAGGUUGCUGGAGAACCUCCCAAACAUUCAAACAAUUAGAGUUGUGGGCUGUGAUGAAAUGGAGGAGAUUAUAGGAGAUGAUGAAGAUGAAUUAAUGGUCGCAAGCAACAACCAUCCUUCUUCUUCUUCUUCCACCAUUUUCACCUUCCCUAACUUGAGGGUAUUGUAUCUGCAUAAUCUGGAACGAUUGGAGAGCAUCUGCAAGGGUUCGAUGGUUUGUUAUUCCCUUGAAGUAAUUCACACAUAUGAUUGUCCAAAGCUGAAGAGGCUCCCUUUCUCUCUGCCCCUUGUUAAUGGCCAACCUUCUCCUCCCAUCUCUCUUAGAAAGAUCGAUUUCUAUCCAAUAGGAUGGUGGGAAUCACUGGAGUGGGACCACCCCAAUGCUAAGGAUGCCCUGCAACCAUUCCUUGUUUACAUUUAGUAUUGAUCAAAUGCUUGGUCACAGGUAUAACAUUCUUCACUUUUGUCUAUUUCAAUCUACAUCUUAAUUUGGAUCUUUUUCUUCUCUACAACUCCAUAAAAAUGAUUCUAUAGGUAAUAGGUUAAUCAUUAUUAGUACCAACUGCUUAACAUUUUUAAAAUUUGAAUGCUUCUUUUCUUAUUUCUUUAUUUUACUUGGACAUGCAAACAAGUGAAAUAAAGUCGAGACAUCCCCAGUACGUUUCUCUCCUGUGAUCGAUUUAAAUGUUUAAUUGUCGGUUUUAUUUUGUGGGUUAGUUUAAUUCUUUGUUGGCAAGUCGUGCAAUUAUUUCUUAACAAUCAGUAUUUUGCUAACAAAAAACUGUAUGUAUGUCAUUGUGUUUCUUGGUUUCAUGUAGGAUAGGACCAGAUGUAUAAAGCAAUGGCAGGCCAGGUCAGAGUCAAGUCUCCAGGUGGUCACAGUAAAAGAAAAACAAAGGCGGUAGAUAGAUAACUGGAACCAAUGUUUUGAUUCUUUCUCAAAUGAGCAAGCUUGCAAAUCUUCGACCUUCCACCAUUUGAUUUUUUUCUUUCUUGCAAGACGUACUCGGUUCUUCCUUCUACCUGUAGUCCUGUUCACACAAACUUUGGUACGUGUUUGUGUGUGUCUUUAUAUAUGUAUAUUAUUUUGUAUGCUUAUCGAUUUGAUGAUAUAUAAUUGAG